GAGCUGCGGCCGGGUGGCCGCGCGGGUGGCGAGCAGUGCGGUACGGUGAGGUCUGCGGCCGGGAUGUCGCCUCCGUCGGGCGACGGGGGCCCGGGGCCGCCGCGGACGCUGUCCCUGGCCGCGCGGCUGAGCUUCGCGGUCGGACACUUCCUCAACGACCUGUGCGCCGGCAUGUGGUUCACCUACCUGCUGCUGUUCCUGCACUCCGUGCGCGGGUACAGCUCGCGGGGCGCGGGGCUGCUGCUGCUGCUCGGCCAGGCGGCCGACGGGCUCUGCACGCCGCUCGUGGGCUACGAGGCCGACCGCGCCGCCUGCGUGCGCUACGGGCCCCGCAAGGCCUGGCACCUAGCGGGCACUGUCUGCGUCCUGCUCUCAUUCCCGUUCAUCUUCAGCCCAUGCCUGGGCUGCGGGGAAGCCACACCCGAGUGGGCUGCCUUGCUGUACUAUGGUCCCUUCAUCGUCGUCUUCCAGUUUGGCUGGGCUGCCACGCAGAUUGCCCACCUGAGUCUCAUCCCAGAGCUGGUGACCAGUGACCACGAGAAGGUGGAGCUCACAGCCCUCAGGUAUGCGUUUACUGUGGUCGCUAACAUCACCGUGUAUGGCGCGGCCUGGUUGCUGCUGCACUUGCAAGGCUCUGCGCACAGGGGGCAGGACAUUGGUGGGGGUGACCAGCUGGGAGUCCAGGAUGUGCCUGUGUUCCGGAACCUGGCCCUGCUGGUGGUGGGUGUGGGAGCCAUCUUCUCUCUGCUCUUCCACUUGGGUACGGAGGAGGGUCGCCGGCCCCAGCACCGGGGGAUCGAACCGGAUGAGCACAGCCCCCUGGUGGCCCCUGCGGCCCAGCCACUGCUGCUGUGGAAACACUGGCUUCGGGAGCCCGCUUUCUAUCAGGUAGGCAUGCUGUAUAUGACCACAAGGCUUAUCGUGAACCUGUCUCAGACCUAUAUUGCCAUGUACCUGACCUAUUCUCUCAGCUUGCCCAAGAAGUUCAUUGCCACCAUUCCCCUGGUGAUGUACUUGAGUGGCUUCUUCUCCUCCUUCCUCAUGAAGCCAGUCAACAGGCGCAUAGGGAGGAACAUGACCUACUUCACAGGGCUGCUGGUGAUCCUGGCCUUUGCAGCUUGGGUGGCCCUAGCAGAUAAUCUGGGUGUGGCCGUGUACGGGGCUGCAGUGCUGCUGGGUGCAGGCUGUGCCACCAUCCUUGUCACCUCCUUAGCCAUGACAGCUGACCUCAUUGGCCCACACACGCACAGUGGAGCCUUCGUGUAUGGUGCUAUGAGCUUUUCGGAUAAGGUGGCCAAUGGGCUGGCAGUCAUGGCUGUGCAGAGCCUGCACCCCUGUCCCUCGGAGCUGUGCUGCGGGGCUUGCGUCGACUUCUACCACUGGGUGAUGACAGCAGUGACAGGCGGCGUGAGUGUGGCCGCAGCUCUGGCUCUCUGCAGCCUCCUCAUCUGGCCCAUCCGCAUUCGCACCCGGCACCCCGGAGACCGGCCCUGACCUCUGGCUCCCCAGGGUGACAUGAUGAAGGACCAGGCAGACACCCUGAUCCCCGGUCCCCCAACUUGCUUGGGAU
Apodemus sylvaticus (European woodmouse) is the source of this 1570-nucleotide messenger RNA. RefSeq names its product major facilitator superfamily domain containing 12 (gene Mfsd12). Gene Ontology annotation, molecular function: symporter activity. NCBI's taxonomy places the organism in Eukaryota, Metazoa, Chordata, Mammalia, Rodentia, Muridae. Gene Ontology annotation, cellular component: membrane. Bases 64 to 1494 code for a protein of 476 amino acids. The record is from RefSeq and is a predicted model, not a curated record. Gene Ontology annotation, biological process: carbohydrate transport. The transcript has 10 exons.